UAAGCCUGCAGCAGCACCUAUUCCUAUAUAUGUACCUCGUUUCCACGGUACCAGAAUUGUGCCGUCUUGUAUGCCUGACGUUCCCCCUGACUGGUUACCAUUCGAGGAGGGAAGAAGGGAGGAGGUCGGCAGUGAGUGAAGACCGAACUGUAGCGGUGUGAAAGCGAGGUGCAAGAUAUGGCGCCCACUAAACGCAAAGCUGGCGGAUCGUCCGCAGGGGCGAGGACGCGAGCGACUCGGAAAAAGAUGGUCUCUGGAGAUGACGACAAGGUCAGCAACGUGGACGUAACUGGGGAGGCGGGAGAAACGUUCUCCCAGAGUUCAGGAGGAGGAGGAGGAGGUGGUGGCGGCGGUGCUCCCGCAGCUAGUAGGAGGAUUGUUAUUGAGGCGUGCAAGUCAGGCGACGAUGGAAAGGUUUAUGUCUCUCUCUUGAGCUUGCCGAGACCAUUUGCCAAACUGAAGGCCCUGGAUUUGGAGGCUCUCUCUCAGGAGAUUGCUGAUGGCCUGAAGAACUUGAAGGGGUCAGUUUUAGAGAAGGAAACCAAGGAGUCGGGCGGCGACGAUACGGACAAGGAAAAUGAGGACGAGUUUGAAGAGACGGCCAAGGACGGCGGAUCAGCUGCGUCCGAGGACGGAUCGAAUGUGUCUGAAGCGGUGAAAGCGUCGUCGGGAAAGGUAAAGAAGAUCAAGCAUGAUGAAGUUACGGAGGAAAAGGCAGGUGAAAUGGUCCAGAUGAUAAACGAGGAGGAGAAUGGCAAGAAAGGUACCACCAUGGGAACCAGGAACAGCAACAAGAGCGGUCAAUCAUUCAAACAAGCUCCAUCACGAACAGGAAUGCCUGCGAGAGUUCCGUCAAGGAAGUCGACUAGGAGAGCGAAAGGGGACGUCACGCCUGAAGCCACGGUUGACGAGAGCGGCGAUGGAACCAAGUCUAGUUUGAUUUAGCAAAACCCCAGCAAUACCUCUCGGUAAAAACGGGAUUUGAACGGGCGACUUCUUUUUUUUUUUUUUUCCCCGAAACGGGCGACUUCUGCCUUGACGGUUCCUGCUGCUUUUAGGGGGGAUGUCCCUGUUGAUGAGAGCGGCGUUGGAACCAUGUCAUCUUUCUUCUUGGUGGUUGAGUAUAUACUAUAUAAUGAUUUACCGGCGCAUUGUAGCGCAUGCUGCCAACGCGGCAUGAGACAAAAGUGGGUAUGGGAGCGUUUCUGUUGCUUGUGAUAACAGCUCGUUUGCCUGGUUAUCUUAAGCGUAAACGCAGGGAGAGAGGGGGUAUACGUAGAAAACUACAGUGAUGUUGCGGAGGAUCUUCCUCGGACAGGUGCCCUUUAUUUCGGUGGGGUUUAUGUGGGGGUUUUAGCGGGACAUGGAAAUUGACGGAUGUUGUUGUUUUGCCGAAACCGGGGGAUCGAUGUUGUUUCUCCUCGAGAUUUGAAGGUGAGGAGAAAGUAUGGCAAGACUUAGUGUAGAUGAGCUCUGGGUGCGUGGGUGGGUGGAUGGAUGUGAAUGGCUGCGUUUCCUGCUGUGUGAAGCUGAGUAGGGAGUUUGGCUAAUGACCGACCACGGACAAACGCGAAGCAGCGAUCUGUGGGCGCGAAUCGAACGUCUUGUGCGGGCCACGUCGUGUUGUCUCGUGGACGUGUGCACUGAUGGCACGCCAAAACAGGCAGACUUACGUCGUUUCUCAAGACGGCCAUGUUCUACGCGCUGUAGCAACAGCAGGUUACCUGCCGCCUAAUCAUCAUUCCUUACCCCGUCUAUCUUCUCGAAAUGCCUGAAAAAUCUUCUCGAAACGCCUGAAGAAUCUUCUCGAAAUGCCUGAAAAAUAUUCUCGAAGUGCCUGAAAAAUCUUCUCGAAAAAUGCCUGAAAAGUCUUCUCGGAAUGCCUGAAAUUGUAGUGAAAACGCCAGUGAUUGUAUUUUAGUGAAUGUGGUUUUUGAGGUGGAGAAGGGAGUAUAGAUAGGGUAAGGGGAUUUUCACAUGGUCACGGAGCGUGAUCGGAGUGAAGAAGAGGAUAGGCCAGUUAAGUGAUGGCCUAGUUUUAAGUAAGAUAGUGUUGUCAGAGAGGAGGAUGGAAAUGUAGAUUCAAUUUUUUGUCCUUUUCUCUUUUUGUUUGUAUCGCAGUGGUAGGAGAAAAGCCACAGGAAUCGAUGUCCACUUCAGCAAUCGAUGGCCACUUCUAAGUGAAGUGUUUGCAGUCGUAGGAAAAAAGCCACUUCAGGGAUCGAUGGCCAUAUCAGGAAUCAAUGGCUACUUCAGGA
Chara braunii is the source of this 2258-nucleotide messenger RNA. The record is from the annotation of a GenBank genome assembly. NCBI's taxonomy places the organism in Eukaryota, Viridiplantae, Streptophyta, Charophyceae, Charales, Characeae.